Linepithema humile (Argentine ant) is the source of this 4519-nucleotide messenger RNA. Its product is annotated as lysosome-associated membrane glycoprotein 5. Gene Ontology annotation, cellular component: lysosomal membrane; late endosome membrane; plasma membrane. The record is from RefSeq and is a predicted model, not a curated record. NCBI's taxonomy places the organism in Eukaryota, Metazoa, Arthropoda, Insecta, Hymenoptera, Formicidae. Gene Ontology annotation, biological process: establishment of protein localization to organelle.
GAAAGCCGCCCCGCUAUCGAUCCAUUCGCGCCCCCGAGCUUUCUCUCGCUUCUCCUCACAAGCCUCGCGAACGUCGCCACCGAGCAAUCGUCCCGGCGCACGAAUUGGGUGCGAUUUUAUUUCUGUGUACAUUUCGUAAUAACAUAUCACCUCGGCUCUUCCGUUUUCUCUAUCGAAAGUGCACCAGAAGACCAGCAACAGCGGCAGCAUUAUGGCGCAUCGAGGCGAACACUACAAGGCGAUUUUUCUAUUGUGGUGUGUCUCGGGCAUAGCAUUUAGUAUUACCGUCCCAUCGCCAAUAUCGCGGCAAGUGGACGAACAACGUUACACCACACGCAGAACGCCGAAAGUCUACGUAGAAAUGCCUACUCCGAGGACGAGAUUGCCCUUGCCCGUACCUCUUAACUCUGAACUCAAAACCACCACAUCUGUGCCCUCAACUACGUCGACCACUCAUAGAUCAUUUUCUACGGAAAAACCUUUGUAUCGGUUGGAUAGAAGCAACGGUCAAGCGUGCAUUCUUUUACAAGUGGAUGCCAUAAUCAGCGUCAAGUAUCGCACGAAACUCGGCGAAGAUGAAAAUGUCGAUAUCUAUGUGCCUGACGAUGCAACUGUGACCGGAAACUGUGACAAUGAAAAUACGGUCACAAUGUCGUUAAAAUGGAAUGCCUUUGUCCUCUCGUGGAGUUUUGCUAAAACACCCGGUGGCGAACGCUGGUACGUCGAGAAAAUCGAGCUGACCUAUAAUUCCAGUGACAAACACUUCGAGCACAUUGAUCAGCCGAACAAGACUAUUCGCUUAAGUACUGGCCAGAAGCAUAGCCCUAUGCUAUUUCCCACACCGGUUGGAAAAUCCUACGCCUGUUCCGAGGAGACGGAAAUUCCGCUCACCGACGGCAAGAAUCGCGCCAGUGUACUUUUGAGGGAUAUGAAGUUACAGCCGUUUAAAUUCAAGAAUAAUGAGUUUGCUGCUGAGUUUUCAUGCACUUCCCUAAGCGCACGAGCCAACAGAGACGAGACCGCACCGGUAGCGGUUGGUUCCACAUUGGCUGCUGCUGUUCUUUUAACAAUUACUGGAUACGCCGCUUACCGAUAUUUUAAAGUGAAAAAGGUCAAAUACGACACGAUGGAAUAAAGAAUCCCAUGUGAAUUCCAUUGUCACGACGAUGCCAAAGCAGCAUAUAUCGCCAAAAUCGACGUCUUUAGUGAACGACUUGUAGUUCUUGUCAACAUUUCGUCACACUAGUUCUGGAAAAAGAGAAGGUUUGUUAUUCCGUUAAGUAUUUUUUUUUUUUUUUUUUUAGUUACAGACGAGCAUAUCAAACUUGUAAUUAUCACGUCAUUAUCCAUAAUUAUCUCUGAUGGCACUUGACGAGUCGAUGCAGGGUCGAUGAUAAAUUGAUAUCUGGUGGUACUUAAAGUAGACUUCGUGUUCCGUGAUGCGAGAUAUCAUAUUAGAAUCCUUUAGAUAGUCAUAUCUGAUUAUAUAUUCGGAAAUUCUAUUAUAAAUAUACACUUAUAAAUAUUUCAAAAGAUUUGCAACGGUACAGACUUGUGCCGAUGUAUGCAACAGCAAAGAGACGUAAUCACUUUAAAUAAAAACAAUAUUCUCGAUAUGUGAUUUUAAUAUUCAUUAUUAGUAUUUCGAUUCUAUUUAUCUUUCAACAAAUUUUUAUUGCUAAUAAUUCACAAAUGUUAAACAAUAACUAUUCCCACAUUGCUUUUGAAAAGAUUUUUAACUCAUUUUCGUCAAUUAUAUUGUUGUCUACAAAAUUUCGAAGAGUCUUGAUAUUUGUAAAAGUCAUUAACGUUUGUCGAUUUUAUAAUUGAAACAGUCAUCGCGCAUAAAAAUGCAUCAUUAUGAAUACAAAGAACUAGAUAUCAUCAGUUCAUACCAUAAGUACUUUAAAGGUAUCGGUGCAUGGUGUAAUGGAAUUUUGUUGGUAGUAUUUGCGCAACAAGUUUGUCAAUCGUGUACAUCGAAUGUCAACGUAUUCGUUCGGAAUUCAAUGAGAAAACGACAUUCGUAAUCGCAAACUCGGAUGGUUGUACCGAUAGGCUCUUCGACUCGUAGAACUUGGUCUACGCGUCGUUAUAUCUACACAAACAUUGGAAAAAAGAAAAAAAAACAAUUAAAAAUCUCGUCACUCAUAUAUUUCACCGCCACAAAAGAGUCGCAUUAAUUACGAGAUCUUUCGAUUUUGCAUAAUUUUCUAGGAUACAUAAGAAACAUAUAUUUUAAUAUACCUUGAAAUACUUGCAUCGUGUACUAAUCGAGAUAAUUAAAUUGUUUCUCUCGGCGUAAAUUUGCGAUAUAACAUAUCUUUAUCCUUUGUGAAGAUUACACAACAUAUAAAUAUAUAUAUAUAUAUAUAUAUAUAGUGACAAUUUUGAUUGAUUCACAUCAAAAAUCGCAACGAGACUUCAAUGCCUCGUGAGACGUGAGACGGUCCUUCUUGGCAGCUAACAAUGUUAGAUAGACGGGCACUUAGGUUAUUUAACGAGAGUGUAUUAAAAGUGUUAAUACAUUUUGAUGUGGCGCCUUAAUUAUCGUGUACAUAGCAGUUGUCUAUAAUUUACUAAUAGAUCGUUUUCAAUUUUUUACUUCGAUUGUAUUCGAUUCUACAAUGCUUUACUCUUUGUAACGUAGCUUUAUAAGCUCUCGAUUCGCGACGCGCUUUGAGUCUAGAAUAUAUAUUUAGCUGUAAAUAUAAAAUUAAAUCAAUUCCGUCAUUUGUGUCUGACAAUGAGAUAAAAAUGAAUUGUGUCCCAGCUUAUAUAGUUUACAAUCCGAUCUCAAAUAUUGUUUGCUCGGUUUUAUGUAGAUAGGAAAUUAUGUAAGUAUACCUCUCACGAGAGCCUGUUUCUCAAAUCUUCUUCGAAAUAUUUAUAUGAAUAUGUCAAUUUAAGAACUACAGUAAUAAACAAUGUAGAAUGACAAUUAUACAUGUGUCAUGAUAAGAUAAUUUAUUUAUUCGAUUUAUGAUUCUCAUUUUAAAUAUGUACAAUGUAGAAGUGAUGUAGCCGUUCUGUCACGCAAGUGUGUGAAGCGUUUAUUUUCUAAACAUAGAAAUUAUUUGAAAAUUAGUGCCGACACGCGAUUACUUUUUCUAUUGCUGUUGCCUGCUGAAGUUUUCAUGUUUUUAUAUUCUACAUUUUAUUUUGGAUUGUUUGUUUCUUGAAUAUAUUUGUAAAGCUCGUGAAUAUGCGCUCGUUAGGAAUUUAUGAAUAAUUUAUUCUAGCGUAUAAAAUUCAAAGUUAGUGAAUUUUUUUCAUAUAAGAUUUUGUCCAGAUUACGGUGUUGCACAGUUAUGAUUGCGAAGUUUAAUUAAUUAUAUAAGAUAUAUAUAUAUGAUGGAUAAAACAAUUGUGCGAUGAUAAAAGGCGAUUUAUUUAUACGUCGGAAAUAGCUAAUCGCUGGCGAUGGCGCGCGAUAAAUAAUAUAGUUAUUAGAGAAUUAUACCUAAGUGUAAGACGUAUGCGUCCGCGCGUGCAUGUAUUAAGAAUUAUACAUAUCUACGUGCUCGCAUACAUACGUCAUAUAUGAAGAGAAAUACUUACGUAUAUCGAUAUAUACAUAAUAUAUAAACCUCUGUCUUCCAAGCGCAUAUUAAAGUUACUUCGUGUGUAAAUAUAUAUAUUACGGAUAUCGUAUAUCGUAUUUCCAAGAUUUGUCAAUCGUCGAUUCGUAAAUGUGGCCGACAGCGUUGUGCGAGUAUCGUGACAAUUCACAAGAUCUUAAGAGGAAUUGAAAAAUCUGUAGACGAUUUUGAACAAUCUUUACUGGUACUUUUCUGAGGCAACAAUUGAUACAAUUUUAUGGUUGAAAAAAGAAAGAGAUGUUAUAUACUCUAAGCUGAAUCUAUUUCGAAGUCAGUAUAUUGCCUAUCGCAUAAAAAAUUUAUCGUGCAAUUCAAUUUAUUAUAAUGUCUAGGAUUUGCUUUUGUGUUUCAAAAAAUUGAUCUGAGCCGAGUUGGAAGCACGCUUGAAAGAUCGAAUGAACAUCACUUAUGCUCGCGGUACGGUGAUAUUAACACGAGGAAGGUCUAGCUGUAAUUAUGAGAAUGUAUUUUUGUGCUAAAGUCAAUCUUACCAUAGGUAUUAACGGAUAGUAGUUGUUAAGAAAGUUAGCGGCGCGAUUUUGCAGCUUGCUCGUCUGGUAGCGAUGUGUAACAAGUUAACGGAUGAAACAUUCGAUGGCUCUGGAUUUAACAAUAAUUAGUGUCGUUUCUUUUUCUUCCCCUAUCUUUUUUUAAAUAUUUUUUGAACUAUAGAAGACGAUGAUAACGACGCAAACUGCUGAAUCGCGACGUUUUUACGAAGGAAUGGCGUCAAAUUAUGAAUCAUAUCGCUUGAUCUAUAGCCGCAGCGUUAAGUCUUGUAACAAUUAUUAUAAUGCAUUAUCGCGAGGAUCGCGAGAACAAAAAGAUGAAUUCCGAUUUCACGUAACAUACAUAGUGACAUACAUCUACUAAAAAUUGUAUCAUAUCGAUAAAAUAAAGGCUGUUAUACAAGUUCA